UCCGACGCGGACGCAGGGGGCCCGGAGCAGCCCCCUGCCCCGGCGUGCAGCCAACAUGGGCAACGCCGGGAGCAUGGAUUCACAGCAGACCGAUUUCAGGGCGCACAGCGUGCCUUUGAAGCUACCGAUGCCCGAGCCAGGUGAACUGGAGGAGCGAUUUGCCAUCGUGCUGAAUGCUAUGAACCUACCCCCUGACAAAGCCAGGUUGCUGCGGCAGUAUGACAACGAGAAAAAGUGGGAACUGAUCUGUGAUCAGGAACGAUUCCAGGUGAAGAACCCUCCCCAUACUUAUAUUCAAAAGCUCAAAGGCUAUCUGGAUCCAGCAGUAACCAGGAAGAAAUUCAGACGGCGUGUUCAAGAAUCCACGCAAGUGCUAAGAGAACUGGAAAUUUCUUUAAGAACCAACCAUAUUGGAUGGGUCAGAGAGUUUCUGAAUGAAGAAAACAAAGGUCUCGAUGUUCUGGUAGAAUAUCUAUCAUUUGCACAGUAUGCAGUAACUUUUGACUUUGAAAGCGUGGAGAGCACUGUGGAGAGCUCAGUGGACAAAUCAAAGCCCUGGAGUCGGUCCAUUGAGGACCUGCACAGAGGAAGCAACCUGCCUUCCCCCGUGGGAAACAGUGUGUCCCGCUCGGGAAGACAUUCUGCCCUGCGAUACAAUACUUUGCCAAGCAGAAGAACCCUGAAAAAUUCAAGAUUAGUGAGUAAGAAAGAUGACGUGCAUGUCUGUAUCAUGUGUUUACGUGCCAUCAUGAAUUAUCAGUAUGGUUUCAACAUGGUCAUGUCUCACCCACAUGCUGUCAACGAGAUUGCACUAAGCUUGAACAACAAGAAUCCAAGAACAAAAGCCCUUGUCUUAGAGCUGUUGGCAGCCGUCUGUCUUGUCAGAGGCGGGCAUGAAAUCAUUUUAUCAGCAUUUGACAACUUUAAGGAGGUUUGUGGAGAAAAACAACGCUUUGAGAAGUUGAUGGAACAUUUCAGGAAUGAGGACAAUAACAUAGAUUUUAUGGUGGCCUCUAUGCAGUUUAUUAAUAUUGUAGUCCACUCAGUAGAAGACAUGAAUUUCAGAGUUCACCUCCAAUAUGAAUUUACCAAAUUAGGCCUGGACGAAUACUUGGAUAAGCUGAAGCACACGGAGAGUGACAAACUGCAGGUACAGAUUCAGGCUUACCUGGACAACGUGUUUGAUGUGGGAGCUCUUCUGGAGGAUGCUGAAACCAAGAACGCAGCCUUGGAGAGGGUGGAGGAACUGGAAGAAAACAUCUCUCAUUUGUCAGAAAAACUGCAGGACACGGAGAAUGAAGCCAUGUCCAAGAUUGUGGAACUGGAAAAGCAGCUCAUGCAGAGGAACAAGGAGCUGGAUGUUGUUCGGGAAAUCUACAAAGAUGCGAAUACCCAGGUUCACACAUUAAGGAAAAUGGUCAAAGAGAAAGAAGAAGCCAUUCAAAGACAGUCUACCCUAGAAAAAAAGAUUCAUGAGCUGGAGAAACAAGGGACCAUUAAAAUUCAGAAGAAAGGGGAUGGGGACAUCGCCAUACUCCCUGUCGUGGCUUCUGGCACAUUGCCCACAGGGUCCGAAGCGGCAGUGGGUAAUUUCGUGGGACCAAUACUGGGGGCCACCUCCUCGGGACCCUUGCCUCCUCCUCCCCCACCACUACCUCUGUCGUCAGAUGCAUCUGAAGCGGUGCAAAAUGGUCCAGCAACACCACCUAUGCCACCCCCGCCUCUAGACCCGCCUGCUCCUCCCUUGCCACCCCCACCACCUCCCUCUGCACCCCCGCUGCCCGGAACGUCUUCACCCACAGUGGUUUUCAACUCAGGAUUAGCAGCUGUGAAAAUUAAGAAGCCAAUCAAGACGAAAUUCAGAAUGCCAGUUUUUAACUGGGUUGCCCUGAAGCCAAACCAGAUCAAUGGCACAGUCUUCAACGAAAUUGAUGACGAACGAAUUCUGGAGGUAUCUUUCUCAUUGGUUAGAAACAAGGGACCUUCUCUGUCCUUGAUGCAUAGUCAGGAGCCAGCUCCAGUGUGCAUGUUCACAUCUGUAGACAUCAGCCUGCUGCAGACAUCAGCUCAUUCACGAGCUGGACCAGAUGGGGAGGAGGUUCUCUCUAACACUGACAUGUCCACUUCUGUCUUCAGAUUUGACUUGAAGACCUUGCCUGUAGACUUUGUAGAGUGUUUGAUGAGGUUCUUGCCAACUGAGAAUGAGGUAAAAGUGCUUCGGCUCUAUGAGCGGGAACGGAAGCCCCUGGAAAAUCUGUCAGAUGAAGACCGAUUCAUGAUGCAGUUCAGUAAAAUUGAGAGGCUCAUGCAGAAGAUGACCAUCAUGGCCUUCAUUGGGAACUUUGCUGAAAGCAUUCAAAUGCUGACUCCUCAACUGCACUCAAUUAUAGCAGCAUCUGUCUCUAUAAAGUCGUCCCAAAAACUCAAGAAAAUCCUGGAGAUCAUCUUGGCCCUUGGAAACUAUAUGAAUAGCAGUAAACGAGGAGCAGUUUAUGGAUUUAAACUUCAGAGUUUAGAUCUGCUCUUAGAUACGAAGUCAACGGACCGAAAGCAAACGCUUUUGCACUAUAUAUCCAAUGUCGUAAAAGAAAAAUAUCAACAAGUGUCCCUCUUUUAUAAUGAGCUUCAUUAUGUGGAGAAAGCUGCUGCAGUGUCCCUUGAGAAUGUUUUACUGGACGUCAAGGAGCUGCAGAGAGGCAUGGACUUGACCAAGAGGGAAUACGCCAUGCAUGACCACAACACACUGCUGAAGGAGUUCAUCUUCAGCAACGAGGGGAAGCUGAAGAAGCUGCAGGACGACGCCAAGAUCGCCCAGGAUGCCUUUGAUGACGUGGUGAAGUACUUUGGAGAAAACCCCAAGACGACACCCCCAUCUGUCUUCUUCCCCGUCUUUGUCCGGUUUGUGAAAGCCUAUAAGCAAGCAGAAGAGGAAAAUGAGCUAAGGAAGAAGCAGGAACAAGCGCUCAUGGAGAAACUCCUGGAGCAGGAAGCUCUGCUGGAGCAGCAGGACCCAAAGUCUCCUUCCCACAAAUCAAAGAGGCAGCAGCAAGAAUUAAUUGCCGAAUUAAGAAGGCGGCAAGUUAAAGAUAAUAGACAUGUAUACGAAGGAAAAGAUGGUGCCAUUGAAGAUAUUAUCACAGAUCUUAGAAACCAACCAUACAGACGAGCCGAUGCGGUGAGGAGAAGUGUUAGGCGGCGCUUUGAUGACCAGAACUUGCGUUCUGCUAAUGGUGCCGAAAUGAACAUGUGAACCAGAGACCUGCUUGUGUGAAUAGAGGGUGUGCGUGAAUGAAGAUGUCCCUAUGAACUUUCUGUGCUACCAUUUAACUGCAGCCUUGAACAUAGAUACAAUAUUCUAAGGGCUCAGAUUUAGCAAACACAUAGAAUUUUUAAAUGAUGGGCUCUGCUUUCAACCUUUGUUAACAAGUGCCUAAAAGUGGAAGUACCUGCUCAGAUUAAUCAAAGCAAUAGGAUUUGAUUUGAUUAGUAUCUUUUUACACCAGUAUGUUAUUUUUUAACCAAAAUAUAAAUUUCAUAUUACAUUCAUUACCUGCCAUCAUGAUUGUCUCAUGAUGGCCCACCCUGGUUUCCUGAUAAGUUGUAAAUAACAUGGAAUGCAUCUGCUGUGGGCUUCCUUUGCUGUCUUUUAAGAAGUUUGUUUUGGCCAUAGCUGUCAACUUUGUAUUUUUAAGGGCUUGCAGCAUGGAAGAAGGAGAAAGUCAUGUGAUACUCCUUUUGUCUAUACCCAAGCCCCAGCCAAGUACAAAUAGGACCUAACUGCAGUGGCACAGAAGUCAGUCCACUUGUUUCACAUUCUGCUUCUGUGCUGGGGCAUGAUGCCUCAUGUGAUAUUCAUUGGUAUGAAUGAGACCAUCCAGUGGCGUACAGAUGUUGUACAAGACUUAUUUGCAGUACUGUGUUCUUCAGCUAGAGAAAGCUUUUAAAAAUACAAAUGUUUAUUAAUUACCACUAAAAUUAACAUCUCAGUAAUCAGUAUUAGGAUUCCUGAGGACCAUUAUGGGUCAAUCCUGAGAAUAGAAAUCAGUGCCUUGCUAGCCAGGGAGAAGUUCACUAGCUCUAUGAACAAGCAUUCAAGAUUACUUCUAGCAGAGUAGUGUUAGUAACCUGGCUUUAUCACUCUGACAAUCGCAGGGUUCCCUCCUCCUCCUUUUUGUAGAUUGGAUUAGAUAUAUUUGGCAUCAUACAUCAGAGCUAAGCAAUUCUUGUACUUUACAGACUACCUUGUGGGGAAUUGCAAUUAAAUUGCUGAAUUACAUUGGUGUUAAGCUGAAAUGCUAUGUAAUGGGACUAAAUGGCCAACAAAGCCACUGUUGUUGUUCCUUCAUCUCUGGCAGGGCACUUGAUCCAAAGUCAAAAACUGGACUGAAGCUAAUUUGUAAUUUUCAUCACAACACAUUUUGCUUCUGGCUUACCUUAUUGGUACAUUACAUCAAUAUAUUAAUUGUAAAGUUUAUUGUAUAGUAUUUAACCACUGAAUUUCUUAUUUUAUGUUGUGCUCAUGUGAACUCCUUGGUGAAGGUCCCAUUUCCCUUGGAUAAUGUGUAGUUAUAUAUCUUUUUAAAUGUACAGAUAUUUUGCUAUAAAAUCGGUGCAGUUUUUUAUGGUUUUUACACUUCUCUUUAAUUCCCACCUAAGCCUCUGGGUAAUAUUGUAAAUAUUGUUUAAAAAUGCAUCAGCCUAUGCUAUACAAUCUGAAUGUUAUUUUAACUUAUAGGUUUUUUUUUUUUAAAUAUAUAUAUUUAACUUCAAGGACAGUUUAGGGAUCAGUUACCACAUUUCACUUUAGCGUAUCUAUUUACAAAAAGAUUACUUUAAACUGCCACCUGCUAGCACAUUUUCAUAAUGUGUACUUUAAAAAAGAACAUGCCAAGAUUGUGUCUGACUCAUUCAACAUUUCAUUUUGAUGAAAAGAGGGAUUUGACCAUGAGAUUUAACACAAAUAGUUGGUCCUUUACCACAAAGCAGCUGUUUUCCAAAGCUCAAUACUGAUGAACAUAGGUUAAAAUGGGCUAUUUAUUAAUAUACAAAUAGACAAUAAUAUUGGCAUGUCCUUUUGUCUGUCUCUUAAUGGGCCUGCUUCUUAGCAAUAUUAGAAAUGUUUUAUAAAAGCAGUUCAUGUUACUUUCCUGGUCUUUUCAUGGCAUAUGAGCAAAUAAACUAUUUACACUACUA
Molecule: messenger RNA, 5193 nt
Organism: Odocoileus virginianus texanus
Lineage: Eukaryota; Metazoa; Chordata; Mammalia; Artiodactyla; Cervidae
Source: RefSeq, a predicted model, not a curated record